Messenger RNA from Falco peregrinus (peregrine falcon), 692 nucleotides. RefSeq lists its product as uncharacterized. Bases 1 to 621 code for a protein of 206 amino acids. NCBI's taxonomy places the organism in Eukaryota, Metazoa, Chordata, Aves, Falconiformes, Falconidae. The record is from RefSeq and is a predicted model, not a curated record. The transcript has 3 exons.
AUGAAUGUCUCAUCUGGCAUGAUCUGUGAGUGCAGAGUUAGCCUGCCAGAAAUGCGAGGAGGCAGGCGUAGGACAAACUGGGUGGGCUGGAUCAGCUCUGUGCGUCAUUUGGUGGUGGUGCUUCUGGUCCAGAGCAAGGUGGGCAGUGGCUGCAUUCAGCCUCCCUCAGCCCAGGGCUCAUCUGUGGGGUUCUGCAGGUCCCUCGUGCGCGUCCUGGCCCCAGUGAGACUUCCCAGUGGCGCCGCAUGCACAGAGGAGGCAGCAGAGCUGCUGCUGAACCAUCAGCCUAUUCAGCUGCUGUGUGAGACAAGUGAAGGAUUUUCCUGGUGGAUGAUGGUUCCAGGGCAAAGCAGCCUGACCUCUGGGAGCCUCCUGAUGCUGGCUCGACUGAUGGAAAGUUGCUUAAAGCUUCCCAGUUACCCUGCAGAGAUACCCCAUGUCCUCUGCUCAAAGGAUUGUACCAGCGGGAGCUUUGCUGAGAUGGCUCCUGUGCCUGAAAUCAUUUCAGGGCCAAAGAAAACACAGAAGAAUCUCAGCAAGAGGCUUAAGAGAAUCCAAAAAUGGAUGUGGCAUGCAUUGGAUGUGAGUCCAAAUACCUUAGCAGGGGGAGCACCAGGUUAAAGGCCUUUUGGGAAUGGGCUAAGAAGACAACACAAAUGCUUGUGCCUGGAGAAUAAAGUUAUAAGACUUGA